UGGAGAAACUUGCAUUCGCUUCAGGCCCUGCAGACAUGGAUGGCUCCAGUGACAGGCUGUUCUGCUGCAGAUGGGUGCGCAACAAGAUCCCCCUGACCCACAGGGAGGAACUGUACCACAUCCUGAGGAUGACAGGGCCUCUGCUGCUCUCUCGAAUCCUCAAUUACCUGCUUCCAUUUGUGGUUACAAUGUUCUGCGGGCGUCUGGGGAACGAUGUGAUGGCCGGUUAUGGAUUAGCCUCUGCUGCCAUUAAUGUUACCACUGCAGCGACGGGAGGCGGUCUGGCGCUGGCAUGUGAUACUUUGGUGUCUCAGACAUUUGGUGGCAAGAACUUACUGCGGGUGGGAGUGAUUCUUCAGCGGGGCAUCAUCAUCCUGCUGCUCUUCUGUCUGCCCUGCUGGGGUCUCCUCAUUAACGCUGAGGCCAUCCUGUUGUGCAUGGGCCAGGAACCUGAGGUGGCCAGAAUAGCCCAGCUGUAUAUGACAGCCUUCAUUCCUGCAGUGCCAGCAAUGUUCCUGCAUCAUCUACAGGUGUCUUAUCUGCAAAACCAGGGAAUCAUUCUGCCACAGAUGUACACCGCCGCUUUGGCAAACAUAGCAAACGUGGUGACGAACUACAUCUUUCUUUACUGGCUAGAUCUGGGUGUGAUUGGAUCUGCAGCAGCUAACACUCUGUCUUGGAUUUACAUCUGCGUUUUCCUGUUUGCUUACAUUUGGUGGAAGAAGCUCCAUGUGACGACAUGGGGAGGCUGGUCUGUAGAGUCGCUGCAGGAGUGGGGCUCCUACAUGAAGCUGGCCUUUCCCAGCACAUUAAUGACCUGUUUUGAGUGGUGGGUUUAUGAGUUUGGGGGAUUCUUUGCAGGAAUGCUAAGUGAGGAUGAGCUGGCAGCCCAGCAUGCUGUGAUAAUGAUCGCUUUCAUAACUUACAUGUUCCCUCUUGGCAUCCAAGCUGCAGCAUGCGCCCGGGUGGGGAACGCUCUCGGUGCAGGAGACACUGCCAGGGCCAUCCUAAGCACCAAGAUGUCAUUUGCGCUUGCAGGUAGCAUUGCUGUUGUUGAAGGUAUUGUGCUCGGCUCCACUAAAACAGUGAUUGGCUUCAUCUUCACCUCUGAUGAGAAAAUUGUAGAUCUGGUGUCGCACUUGAUGAAUGCUUACUGCUUCCUUCAGUUCUUUGACGGUCUUGUGUGUGUGUGCACAGGCAUCUUCUUGGGCACGGGUAAACAGAAGAUACCAGCUGUGGCGAAUUUCAUUGGAUACUACAUGAUAGGGCUUUCACUGAGCAUUGUUUUUAUGUUUGUCGCAAAAUUGAGAGUUUUGGGUUUUUGGCUGGGACUGCUCGUUGCCGUCGUCAUACAAUCCACCUUUUACAUCACUGUGAUCAUUUUCAAGCUUGACUGGAAGAGAAUGACAGAGGAGGCUGUGAAACGAGCUCAGAAAAAGACCUACAUGGCACUAUUAGGCGGUGAAGCCCUGUCCGACCCUGUGGGUAACAACACAGCAGGACAGACAGCAAGUAAUGAGAAUUCUGUGGAUGGCUACAUGUCUGUGGUCACCAAUGGGAGCUCUGAGAAGCAGGGUGGAGUGGAGCAGCUAAAGGGUGGUCAUCUCUCCAUCACCCAGCUGAUCCUCCGCCGAGGCCUGACCAUGUUUGCAGCAGUUUCACUUCUUGCUGUGGGAGUGCUUGUUCACUUUGUCGUACCCCUACCAGAGACCCCGGCAAAGGACAACUUCACUACGGACUGGAUCAAUACUACAAAUACCCCAGAUCAAAUUUUUUCCACUGUGCUGCUCCUGACACAAGAGUCAGCAUAACCUUGAGAGCUGUGAUCAUAAAAUCAAUGUUUGGACUCAGUGUUGUAAAAAAAAAAGAAAAAGAAAAAAAUCCCUGAAUUUUAGACUCUUGUGGAUUCAUUAUGUCUGAGUGACUCAGGCCCAAACUGUGGCUGAAAAAUGAAGUAAAUUAGUGAUGUAACAUAAAUAUUUUCUUUAAUUUAUUAUUUUAAACGAGAUAGAAUGAAUUCAUUGUUGACUGUUGACUAUUUCACUUUAUUGCCUAUGUUGUCAUUGGUUCUUGCAUCAUCUGAACGUAAUAAAACUCAGUUAAUGAAUA
Acanthochromis polyacanthus (spiny chromis) is the source of this 2109-nucleotide messenger RNA. RefSeq names its product multidrug and toxin extrusion protein 1-like. The record is from RefSeq and is a predicted model, not a curated record. Gene Ontology annotation, cellular component: membrane. NCBI's taxonomy places the organism in Eukaryota, Metazoa, Chordata, Actinopteri, Pomacentridae. The coding region runs from base 36 to 1811 and encodes 591 amino acids. The transcript has 17 exons. Gene Ontology annotation, biological process: xenobiotic detoxification by transmembrane export across the plasma membrane. Gene Ontology annotation, molecular function: antiporter activity; xenobiotic transmembrane transporter activity.